This is a messenger RNA of Pantherophis guttatus, 4549 nucleotides long. RefSeq names its product round spermatid basic protein 1 like (gene RSBN1L). Gene Ontology annotation, cellular component: nucleus. NCBI's taxonomy places the organism in Eukaryota, Metazoa, Chordata, Lepidosauria, Squamata, Colubridae. The record is from RefSeq and is a predicted model, not a curated record.
CCGCCCCUCCCGGCUCUCUCACUCUCUCUCCGCUGUGAGGUAAAUAGAAGCGGAUCGCAAAAUGGCGGAGCUGCCCAGUCCCGUGCGAGGGGCGACGGUGGCGGCGCCUUUGCCGCCUCCUCCUCCUCCUCCGCCUCUUCUUCUUUCCUCGGCUCUGGCCGUCGACGCCCGGGUUUCCCCGCGCGGGCUCCAGCCGCCGGCCGCCAAGCGCCUGAAAGGGGACGAGCGAGGCGGCUUCAAGACGGCCAAGCGCCUCAACGGCGAGGGCCACAGGCAGCAGCCUCCUCCUCCUCCGCCGCCUCCUCACAUCCCCGUGGCGUCUUCCCCGGCAGGCCCCGCCGUGUGGAGCCUGGCCGCCUUCUCCUCAGGCGGUGGAAGCGGCCCUACCGGCGGCGGUUCCUUCGUCUUCCAGCCUCAGCUGCCCCCUAAGUUGCUUCUUCCGCCGCCUCCUCCUCCUCCUCCUCCUUCCCUCUGCCUGGCCGGCGUGGAGGCCAAGAGCAAGAAGCCCAAGGAGAAGCGCGAAAAGGAGAGGCGGAAAACCCUGCCGGGGACCACGACGGCACCUCCUCCUCCUCAGGGAAGCGGCCGGGAAGAAAACGGCGACCUGAAGAUGCUCCUCCAACAGCACCACCAUCGCCACCACCAUGAAAUCAUAAGAGAAAAAACCACAGAACGGGACAAGGAAAAGCAGAAAGAAAAGAAGAAGCACAGAUUAAUGUCUGAAAUAAAAAAAGAGAAUGGAGAAAUGAAAUUAUUUCAGAAAGACAUAAAAGAAAAAGUGAAAAGCAACGCAGACGACCUACAGAUUAAAAAAGUAAAGAAGAAAAAGAAAAAGAAACACAAAGAGUGCGAAAAACGGAAGCGUCCAAAAAUGUACAGUAAAUCCAUUCAGACCGUCUGCUCAGGAUUGCUUUCCGAUUUUGAGGAUCAAGAAGCCAAAGGCAUUGUGGAUCACCAUCAUCACCACCACCACCACCACCACCAUCUUAAAGAUUUCAACGAGAAACAUAAGAAUCCCAAGAAGGACCCUGAGCCCAAGAGAGUGGACAACAGUGAGUUUCCCUUUGUCUCGUUAAAGGAGCCACGCGUUCAGGAUAAGCUGCAAAGGUUGGACGCGCUGGAGUUCAAAGAGUUCAUUCACGUGGAGCACCAGCCUAACGGAGGUGCCUCGGUGGUUCACGCCUACACGAAGGAGCUCUCCCACUUGUCUCCUGUGGAGAUGGAGAGAUUUGCAGAAGAAUUUCUGGCUUUGGUUUUUAGUGAACAGGAGAACUGUGCUGCUCACUAUGUAAUGGGAAUUGUUCAUGGGGCAGCUACUUAUUUACCUGACUUUUUAGACUACUUUUCGUUUAAUUUUCCCAAUUCGCCAGUGAAAAUGGAGAUUUUGGGAAAGAAAGACAUAGAGACUACGACUAUGUCCAAUUUUCAUGCUCAGGUAAAAAGAACAUAUUCCCAUGGUACAUACAGAGCUGGCCCGAUGAGACAAAUCAGCUUGGUUGGAGCAGUAGAUGAAGAAGUUGGGGAUUAUUUUCCAGAGUUCCUUGAUAUGUUGGAAGACUCACCUUUGUUAAAAUGUACUUUACCAUGGGGGACACUUUCUAGUCUUAAACUAGAAAGUCGGAAAGACAGCGAUGAUGGUCCCAUCAUGUGGGUACGUCCAGGAGAACAAAUGAUUCCUGUGGCAGAUAUGCCAAAGUCGCCUUUCAAAAGGAAAAGAACUACCAAUGAAAUUAAAAACCUGCAGUACCUACCUCGUACUAGCGAGCCUCGUGAAAUGCUUUUUGAAGACAGGACGCGAGCACACGCAGAUCACAUAGGACAAGGGUUUGAACGACAGACUACAGCUGCCGUCGGAGUGUUAAAGGCAGUGCAUUGUGGAGAAUGGGUUGAACAACCUCGCAUAACCAAAGACGUAAUUUGUUUUCACGCGGACGAUUUCUUAGAGGUAGUUCAACGACUGCAGUUAGAUUUGCACGAGCCUCCACUUUCCCAGUGCGUCCAGUGGGUGGACGACGCAAAACUUAACCAGUUACGAAGGGAAGGCAUCCGAUACGCCAGGAUUCAGUUGUACGAUAACGAUAUUUAUUUUAUCCCACGGAAUGUUAUACAUCAGUUUAAGACGGUUUCAGCGGUGUGCAGUUUGGCGUGGCACGUGCGGCUCAAGCUCUAUCACUCGGAGGCAGAAAACAAAACCGCCUAUGACACGGAUCCCCCGACCGAUGCCACAUCCUCUCUGACGGGACUUCAGACUGUGGGUGCCACCCAUCCCGCGGACGUCCACGCCUCCGAAGGAACCAAAUUCUUAAAUAGCCUUCAGACUAAAUACGUGAAACAGGAGGUUUCGUGCCCGCCACACGAACCCGAUUUAUCUCUUCAGAAUCCCGAGGAGACCCUUCCCGUCAACCUUCCAGAAAAGAUGGCGCCCGCCUCCACUGCUGCAGAAUGUCCGAAAGCAAGACUGGAUCACACAUAUUUGACAGGGUGGAGACUUGAGACUGACUCAAACCCCGAGCCUGGCCACAAAUACUUACAGGACAGCGUGUGCCCCGGGGGUCAUGUGAAUCUGGAAGACACGAGACACAGGAGCUCAACUUACCCAAGUCUGCAUGGCAAACCAGAUGAUGAUUUUUUGUGUUAAGUGUGUGUGUGUGCGUGUGCGUGCGUGUGCGCGUGGGCCUGCAUAUAUGUUUUUAAAGUACUUUUAAAAUAUAAUGACAACAAUGUAAGGAGGCUUACAAUUCUGUGAGGCAGGAUGUCUUUCUUGAACUGCCCUUACAGCUGUGGCAACAUAAAAUAGUACAUGUAGCUUUGUAACAUUCCUCAGUGCCUGUCCGUAACUGUAAACUGUUUGAAAGCACUUAGGGCCAGAUGCACUGUAAACACUGCAGGUAUAACAUAAAAAAAGUCUUUAAAUAUGAGUUGUAGGUUUUAGAAUAGAGCUGACAUUUAACAUAUAUAUUUUUUGUAAGAUAAGCCAGAAUUCUUUUUGACAAUUCCAGGCUUUUCCAUAGAGCUUAUUUAUACCAUUUUUUUUUCCUUUUUAAUGUGUCAGCACUGUAGUGUAAAUAGCUUUUUUUAAAAAAAAAAUACACACACACAAAACAAAAUGAAACAAAAACAAAAAAAAACUUUUUAGUGUGAUUUAUAUUAAAAUGUGAGCCGCUUAAUAAAGGUUCAUAAUAAUUAUUUUUAUUUUGAAAAAUCUCAGUCCUGGUUUAAAAAAAAAAAGGGAAAUAUUCUUAUAUUAAAAAUGCAUAGAUGUAUUAAGUAAGAUAGAAUUUGUUGUUGAAUUUCCACAAAAUCUUCACCUGGAGAAGAAUAGGAAGGUUCAUUGCCUUUUGGUCGGAUGCUAGACAGUAUGUCGAAACGAAAGCAUAACACUCUUCCUUUUUCCUAUCUUACGAACAUUGGACUUCAGCAAGGACUGAACAUUUGAGUACUCUUGACAGGCAUAUCACUAAAGUGGAGUCCUAAUGAGUGGCAAAUCGUAAAUAAAUACAAAAAAGAGGGAUACAAAAAAGAAUACUACUACAGUUUGCCGGUUAUUUGAACAAAAUAUAUAAAUAGACCCGCAAUGAUCUACUUAAUUCUUUUUCCCCCUGUCCUUUGGUUGGGAACUUAAUUCUGUAACGGCAACAAGCAGACGACAACAAGAAGAGUUUUACAAUAAAUGUAAGAAAGGUGGGGGGGGAAAACAUUUCAUUUCCAACCAAGAUAUAGUGCUGGAUCAAUGUGAAUUUCCCUCAUGCAUCUGGCUAAAUAAAGCUAGGAACAUGCUUAGUUUAAUUCCUUCUGUGCCAGAACUUUAAAAGUUUUCCUUUAUCUAACAGAACACAGAAACAUCUGUCUAUUUCUGACCUUUUAUGGCACAAACGAUGACUUCCAUUAUUCCCAGCAGGGAAUAUAAUAUGAAAAAAUAUCUAUUAUCCACCUGUCUCGUCAAUUCCAUUUUGAGUCCUCAGCUUUGCCAUUCAGGUGAUGACUAUCUUCACAGCAGCCCCUGGCCCCACAAUUGGGUUAAACGCGCAAUAAAACCCGUCCUUGUCGUAGAGUUUCUUAGCUUGUGUUGCUGUAAUUGUAAUUUUAGAGACAAGCAAAUCAUUAGACUUUCAUUUGCGCGUGGAGGUUUUUUUUUUUUUUACGAAGUUUAAUGUGUGAGCCUGAAUCCAAAAUGCCACAGAAGCUGCUGCUGCCAGAAAAAAAGAUUUGAGAAUCAGCUAGCCUUCAGUGGGACCAGGGGAAUCUCUAAUUUAAAAUUGAUCUGCGGUAGGGAAUAUAUACUGCCCUGUUUCUAUACAAAAGAGAGGCAAUAUGAAAAUACCCAGCUGGUGUGCUUUGCUAUACUGUGUGAGUAUAGGUGGAAGUGCCUGGGGUAGGUUCUGAGGUAUACAUUGCAAUUGUAGAACCGUCAACAUUUAAAGAAAAGGCAGAUAUGCAGAGUGAUUAGAUACAAGGAGGGAGAAUAAUUCACCUGUGGUAACCAAACUUUGGGUUAGAAUAGUCCAUGUUCAUGAUUCUUGGCCUCUUCCACUUUUGUGGGUUAUUUUGA